Telopea speciosissima is the source of this 1327-nucleotide messenger RNA. RefSeq lists its product as uncharacterized. NCBI's taxonomy places the organism in Eukaryota, Viridiplantae, Streptophyta, Magnoliopsida, Proteales, Proteaceae. Bases 191 to 838 code for a protein of 215 amino acids. The transcript is spliced from 3 exons. The record is from RefSeq and is a predicted model, not a curated record.
UGUAAAUACUUGCCCAAAAAAACUAGGAAACGCAUGGUUUCGUUUCCUUGUAGAUUCUGCUACAGAUAAUAUAUUAGAUAGAGGGAGAGAGAGAAGCACCUCCAUUCCCUAGGUUUUCUAGGGUUCGAGUGAGCGAUUUACAUCAUCGUCAUCAAAGGGGCAGGGAGAGAAUCGAACAGGAAAGUUUUUAAUGGCGAAGAAAAGGAAGUCUGAUGCGACUCGUUUGGACGAGGUCGAUCGAACGAUGUACACCACUUUCUGCAGCGCUGCGAAUUCGCUGUCGCAGCUUUACACCCAGGCUAUGAAUCAGCAGAAGCUCGUCUUCCAAGCCGGAGAACGCCAUGCCCUGGAUAAACUUUACCAAUGGAUCUUGAGACAACAAGAGGAAGGAUCGAGAGUGAUGACGACUGAUAUACUAGCUUACCUCCAGAAUGAGCUUGACUAUGGUGGAGAGGAACCCCCAGUGUCCCCCAGAUUGCAUUCCCAAAAUCAACAUUCCCUGCCCACAACACAUGUCAUGAAUGGCAUCCAAGUUUCUUCUGGUUCUUUUGGGCCAGCAACUGUUGGGCAGGGUCCACGUUCGGGGCAGUCUGAUAGUCAAGCGAAGAAUUCAGUUUUCUCGAAUGCUCUUUCAAGUCCUGUUCGCCGUAGUCUUCAGCAUUAUCAUUUGGCUCAAGGAGGCUACCAUCCAAACAGUAUGAUGCCCAGUGGAAACGGAGCUCGGAAUAGUGAAACCAACUUUACUCAUCACCAAAACAGGGAUACCAACUCCCCUUGCUCGAAUGAUUCCUCCAUGGAUAUGCAUGCGGACAGUCCUGGUCAUGAAUCUUCUUAUUAAUAGUCGGUGUUGCAAGAUUGCUGCCAUGUGCGGGUACAAGUCUUGGAAGAGACCGGGGGAUUCAGUCUCUAUCGUUUGCUUCAAGUCCCAUAUGAAAAGAAAGGUUUGAGAAGAUUGUUACUUGUGGGAAUAAGCAUGCAACAUGUUUCUAGAUGUGGGUUAUGCAAAGCAAAAAGGUAGUAUGUUCUCAUGAAGCGCGUAAUGCAAUGUGAUUGAUGAGCACCAGAACCGUCAAGUUGUCAAAUGAGUUGUGAGAGGUUCUCUUGAGUCGUUUCGGUGUUUCUAUAUAUAAAUGUUAAGGUGUUUCUUUUAAUGAAUCUCUGACAUUUGAUUGUAGGCCCUCUUUAGAGAUUUACGUCGUUGAGAUAGCUUGUAGUUAAAGAUAUUUUGCUUUCUAUGUUAAAAUUCAAUUCUCAUGGCGAACCUGUAUUGGUGCUGCUUGUAAGCAUUUAUGUUGCUGACUUUCUGCAUUCCCAUGAAUUAUUUUUG